AUGGACUACACCUUUCCCAAACCACCACGCUCGUUAGCCGGCAAGGUGGCCAUCAUCACGGGCGCGGGCGCCCACGGCGACGGGAUCGGCAACGGCCGUGCGUCGGCGAUCCUGCUCGCGGACGAAGGGUGCCGGGUGGUCUGCGUGGACCGCGACGUGGCGCUGGCGCAGCGGACGGUCGAGAUGAUCGCGGCCGAGGGCCACGAGGGCGCCGCGGUGGCCGUGCAGGCCGACGUGACGGACGAGGCGCAGUGCCAGGGCGUCGUGCAGCGCGCGCUCGACACGUUCGGCCGGCUGGACAUCCUGUUCAACUGCGUGGGCAUCGGCGGGGCCGCGGGCACGGCGGUCGAGGUGGACAUGGCGGCCUGGGCCAAGUCGAUGGAGGUCAACGUCGGCAGCAUGGUCAUGAUGGCCAAGUACGCCAUCCCGGCGAUGGCCCGCAACGACGACGCCUGGGGCUACCGCGGCAGCAUCAUCAACAUGGGCAGCGUCGCCGGCCUGCGCGGUGGGACGCCACACCUGCUUUAUCCCACCAGCAAGGGGGCCGUCGUCAACAUGACCCGGGCCAUGGCCGCCCACCACGCCCCCCAGGGCAUCCGCGUCAACUGCGUCUGCCCCGGCAUGGUCUAUACCCCGAUGAUGUACGCCGGCGGCAUGACCGACGAGGCCCGCGAGGCCCGCAAGAACCGCAGCCUGCUCAAGACCGAGGGCAACGGCUGGGACGUCGGCUGUGCCGUCCGCUUCCUGGCAGGGCCCGAGGCCAGAUGGAUCACGGGCUUGAUAUUGCCCAUCGACGCAGGCGCCACGGCCGCGGUGGGCACAGACAUUCCCCGGUCGGCCAGUGUCAACGGUUGAAAACCAAAGGGCAAGGCAAAAGCAAUGUUGGUUUCCGACGACAGUGCUCGGUCUGGGAUGGAGUGACGAGUUCCCUCAAAGAGGGCGGAAGAGCGAUCGAAGAGCUGGUCAAAAAGCCCGAAAAUUCUCUGUUCCUUUUCUUGCAUCUAGAAUGCGUGUUCCUACCUAGCUACACAUUCCGACGCUGUGCUGUCGCAGGCCGAUUGAUCCUGGCACUGGCCCAUUAUUUUCCAUAUCCUUGAUUUACGCCCUCAGACAUUCCAACGCUGAAAACGAUCAAAAACAAUCACAGGAAAGUCGUUACGGGGCAAAUUGCUUUCGUCACAUGCCAGCUUCCAUUCGCCUCUUCUGGUGUGCUCUCCCCAUCUCCCUCGACCUCUCCCUCUUUCGGUCCGUCUUCCUCUUCUUGUCUCGCGCUGCCUUUUCCGG
Messenger RNA from Cladophialophora immunda, 1284 nucleotides. RefSeq lists its product as uncharacterized. NCBI's taxonomy places the organism in Eukaryota, Fungi, Ascomycota, Eurotiomycetes, Chaetothyriales, Herpotrichiellaceae. Gene Ontology annotation, molecular function: oxidoreductase activity. The transcript has a single exon. Bases 1 to 855 code for a protein of 284 amino acids. The record is from RefSeq and is a predicted model, not a curated record.